Molecule: messenger RNA, 1503 nt
Organism: Ostreobium quekettii
Lineage: Eukaryota; Viridiplantae; Chlorophyta; Ulvophyceae; Bryopsidales; Ostreobiaceae
Source: the annotation of a GenBank genome assembly
AUGCCCGACCAAGUCCUCACCAACCUGCUGCUGAUCCUCACGACCGGGCUGGUGGCGAACGUCGCGUGCCAGCGGGCGGGCGUGUCGACCAUCCUGGGUUACCUGCUGGCGGGCCUGGUGCUGGGCGACGCGGGCUUCGAGCUGAUCCGAGACGACAACCACGAGAUCGAAGUCCUCGGCGAGAUGCUGCUGGUCGCGGGGCCGGUGGCGGCCGCCUGCCUGUGGUUCGGCAUGUCGACGCCGGCGUCGCUGCUGCUGGGCGCCGCGAUGGCGUUCAGCUCAACGGUUAUCGUGUUUAAGGCGUUGGGGGAGCUCGGGCAGACGUCCACGCCGCACGGGCGGCGGGCGAUUGGCGUGCUGCUGUUCCAGGACAUGGCCCUGGUGCCGCUCUUGCUGCUGGUGCCGCUGAUCCAGGGCGGCGGCGCGCCGGGCUUCAAGGAGCUGGCCGAGCUGACGCUGGCCUCGAUCGCGUUUAUCGGCGCGGUGCUGCUGGCGCGGAUCGUGAUCAGCGGCUACCUCGCGCCGGUGCUCACUUCGUUCCGCAGCCCCGACUUGGUGGUGCUGAUGGCGGUGGUCGCGCUGGGGGGGAUGGCGUUGUUCGCUCACAAAUUGGGGCUGCCGGCGGCGCUGGGCGCGUUUGCGGCGGGGCUGCUUUUCGGCGGCAACCGCUGGAGCGCUCAGGUGGACGCGCUGGUGCUGCCGUUCCGCGAGACCUUCGCCGCGGUGUUCUUCAUUAGCCUAGGGCUGCUGCUCGACAAGGACAUCAACGUGGGGUGGAUCGUGCCGCUGGCGAUCGGGCUGGCGGGGCUCAAGCUGGUGGCGGCCGCCGUGGCGAUGGCGGUCACCGGCCUGCGGGUGCGGGCCGCGAUCGGCAUGGGGCUGGGGCUGGCGCACGUGGGCGAGUUCGCGUUCUUCCUGGGCCGCAUUGCGGCGGAGGCCGGCGUGCUGAGCCGGUCGGCUUACCAGCACAUGUCGGCCGUGGCGCUGGGGACGCUGAUCGCCACGCCGAUCGUGCUGCGGAUCGGACUGAAGUGGACGGACGGCCGCCCCGACGAGGCGGCCCACACGCCGCGCACCGAGCUGGCCCGGCCGCAGAUGGCGGUGGUGAUCGGCGUCGGCCCGGUGGGCAAGCAGGUGGCCAGCUUCCUCGAGACCCGCGGCGUCGAGGUCACGAUGGUCGACCGCAGCCCGGUCAACCUGUACCCGUUCAGCCAGCUGGGCUUCGCCACCGCCGCGGGCGACGCGACCCACACCGAGGUGCUGCGGGCCGCGCACGUGCCGGACGCCGGCAUGGUGGUGGUGUGCGUGCCCACCGACGCCGACGCGCUGGGCAUCGUGCGUUCGGUGCGGCAGCUCAACGCCGCGGCCAGCGUGGUGGUGCGGUGCCGCUACCAGAGCAACGUCGAGGGCUUGUCCCGCGCCGGCGCCGCGUUGGUGGUGAGUGAAGAGCGGAUGACGUACGAGCGGCUGGUGGCGGAGCUCGAGGGCCGGUUGACGAGUUAG